GAGUUUUAAAAGCUUUGGACGGAAACUCCGAGUCGGAGAUCGUACUAGAGGACGGCGAAUCUUUCAUCGACUGUCCUUUCGCUUCCUUAACGCGACAGAGAUGUGUUCUUUAACUCCCGAAUUGCCUUUGUAAGCAAUCGCGAUUAGGUCGGAUUGAUAGACUUGAUUGUAUCCAAGGAUCCUUUUAUGGCGGCACCGUGGCAGUGGGAAAACGCCACCGCCGGCGCCGUCGCUGGAUUCGCCACUGUCGCCGCUAUGCACCCUCUUGAUGUUGUCCGCACGAGAUUCCAAGUCAACGACGGUAGAAGGUCAAUUCUCCCGACGUACAAGAACACAGCUCACGCUGUCUUCACCAUUGCCCGUCUCGAGGGUUUGAGGGGACUUUAUGCAGGUUUCUUCCCUGCUGUAAUCGGUUCUACUGUUUCAUGGGGCUUAUACUUCUUUUUCUAUGGAAGAGCCAAACAGAGACACGCUCGAGGCAGAGAGGAAGAGAAACUCAGCCCUGGUCUUCACCUUGCUUCUGCUGCUGAAGCAGGAGCCUUGGUGUGUUUAUGCACAAAUCCGAUUUGGCUUGUCAAAACAAGAUUACAGCUGCAAACACCUCUUCAUCAAACCCGACCAUACUCGGGGCUAUUAGAUGCCUUUAGAACCAUAAUGAAAGAGGAAGGACCCAGGGCGCUCUACAAGGGUAUCGUCCCUGGCCUUGUUCUGCAGGUUUCUCAUGGUGCUAUUCAGUUCACAGCGUAUGAGGAACUCCGUAAAGUCAUUGUGGAUUUGAAAGAAAGGAGAAGAAAAUCAGAAUCCGCUGAUAAGAUAUUGAACUCGGUAGACUAUGCUGCACUUGGCGGCUCCUCCAAAGUCGCUGCAGUUAUUCUUACAUAUCCAUUUCAGGUUAUUCGAGCACGAUUACAGCAACGGCCUAGUACUAACGGAAUUCCAAGAUAUAUAGACAGUUUGCAUGUCAUCAGAGAAACCGCAAGAUUCGAGGGUCUCAGAGGUUUCUACAGGGGACUAACGGCUAAUCUUUUGAAAAAUGUGCCUGCUUCUUCCAUCACAUUCAUCGUCUAUGAAAACGUCCUGAAAUUGCUAAAACGGCCUCCAACAUGAAGAGUAGAUCCCUUUUUUUUGCUAAUGGAACUUGCAUACAUAGAAGGAGACUUGUCACGCCCAAAAUCAAAAUCAUUCUUUUCAUAUA
This is a messenger RNA of Eutrema salsugineum, 1195 nucleotides long. RefSeq names its product folate transporter 1, chloroplastic. The coding region runs from base 187 to 1107 and encodes 306 amino acids. Gene Ontology annotation, molecular function: FAD transmembrane transporter activity; folic acid transmembrane transporter activity. The record is from RefSeq and is a predicted model, not a curated record. Gene Ontology annotation, cellular component: chloroplast envelope. The transcript has 10 exons. Lineage: Eukaryota; Viridiplantae; Streptophyta; Magnoliopsida; Brassicales; Brassicaceae. Gene Ontology annotation, biological process: nucleotide transport; folate import into mitochondrion.